AUGGCCAGGGAUCUCGACGGGUUGCGAAUGCCGAACCAGGCGGAGCGGUUCGUCCACGGGCAAUCCCGGAUGGACUGGCAGGAGAAGGACGUGCUUGUCGUCGACGAGGUUAGCAUGCUCGGAUUUUGGAGGAUCCCCAUUGUCCUCUUCUGCGGAGACUUCCACCAGUUCCGCCCGGUCCAAGAGCGGUCGAUCCUCCUCCCCAGCACGGCCGUCUCGUGGGACAUGGACAACUCUUUCAAGGCCGAGCAACGGCACCAGCACGACAAGGCGCACGCGCUGUGGAAGAGGUUCACGACCGUCGUCAUGCUCGACGAGCAAAUGCGCGCCGCUGGCGACCCAGAGCUGCAGAGGCUGUUAAAGCGAAUCCGACUGGGCGCGCAGGACCGUACGGAUCUGGACCUCCUCAACUCAAGAUGCUACCAGGAAGGUAGGCGGAUCCCGUGGGCAUCAGGCAUCACUGUGGUGACGCCGCUGAAUAGGAACCGGUGGAACCUCAACAUGGAGGCCAGCUUGGCGUUCCAGAUCCAGCACCGGUCGACGCUGCGCAUCUUCAUAUCCGGCCAUAAAUGGAAGGAGGGCUUGCCGACGGAGGAGGAGGCCAUCAUGAUGCUGAACCAGGGCGACGAUAGCGCAAUACCGGUGCCGGCCGUCUUCAUGUUCGUGCCGGGGAUGCCGGUCGUCGUGAACCACAACACCCAUCAGGGGCUAAAGCUGGUGAACGGUGCCAGCUACACGGCGCUGGAGGUUAUCCUCGACAAGUCGUACCCGGGCAUCGCAUCUCGGCAGACAUGA
Molecule: messenger RNA, 795 nt
Organism: Hirsutella rhossiliensis
Lineage: Eukaryota; Fungi; Ascomycota; Sordariomycetes; Hypocreales; Ophiocordycipitaceae
Product: ATP-dependent DNA helicase PIF1
Exons: 2
Coding region: 1-795 (264 amino acids)
Source: RefSeq, a predicted model, not a curated record